CAUACCUUGGGUCGCGUCUGUUACAACAGCCGGGAGUAGCCGACGUUAACGAGAGUGAACUUUCGUAAUCGUUUUCUCCAUGGAUUUCUAUGCGUGAUUCUUGGAAGAACCUCCUUUCGUCUCGUCAGAACGGAACUGCAUUUACUGCCCCAUCUUCUCUGGAUCAUUUGAUUCCGAUGACCAUUCAUUUUAUUCUUUAAUCUGUGAAAAAUUGAUGUUACAUAGCGUGGAAAUUUAUAAAAUUGAUGGAUGUUACUGAAAUCACUGAAAUCGACAUAGUAGUUUGCUGGAAGGGCGGUUGCCAUUAACAUGGAAACUGAGUGUGUGAUCAAACCUCGACAUACCUUGUUUAGCGCUCGAUAUUCCUUUCAAGAAAUUUUUCAGUGCCCUCAAUUUAUGAUUGUCAGCACGUUCAUCAACAGUGUGAAUCCGCGUGGCGUGUGUGACUGUGAUAAUUGAAAAGUGAUGGAGAAAAAUAUGCGAACAUCUCCUUGACCAACGCGUUUGCGAAGUUCUUCCGUGCCAACGAGUCCAUGCCAAUUAAACCGCGGUGAUGGCAGGGAUCGACGAGUUCAUCCCCCUAUUGAACACCGCCGACACAAAGAAAAAGCUUGCUGUUGGCGCAAGUAUCAUCACCUUCCUCGAAGAUCCAGACAAUUCGAUUGUCUGUGAAGAUAUCGGUCGCUUUGUUGAUCUCAUCACAGGAUGGAUCAACAGCAGCCACUACAAGAUUUGCCAGAAUGGCAUCGACAUCCUGUGUUUGAUUUUAGACAGGAUGAAGGAAGCUUUUCGACCGUACUUGUCGAAAUCUCUGCCAGCAGCUGUGGAUCGCUUAGGUGAUCAACGAGAUGUGGUGCGAAAUAGUGCGCACAUUUUCAUCAUGCGCUUGUUGGAGACAGACGUGUUGACACCGCAGUUGUUGUUCGAGCGAUUAGCACCGAGUUUUGCGCACAAAAGCAACAAGGUGCGGGAAGAACUGAUGGUGUGCCUUCAGAAUGUGCUCAAUGAAUAUGGCGCAAACGCCUUGUCCCUGUCUCGUCUGAUGCCGAAUCUCGUCAAAUUACUGUCAGACCCGCAGGCAACUGUGCGGGAGGUUGCAGUGACGACUAUGGUUGAGAUCUAUCGUCACGUGGGUGAGAAAAUGCGGGCAGACUUGAUGAAGAAAUACAACCUACCCGCUGCCAAGAUGCAAGUGUUGAGUGCCAAAUUCGACGAAGUGCGUGACUCGGGAACGAUGUUGGCGCUGGCGACGAACGUUUUCACUCGACCAAUGGAAUGA
Molecule: messenger RNA, 1279 nt
Organism: Notodromas monacha
Lineage: Eukaryota; Metazoa; Arthropoda; Ostracoda; Podocopida; Cyprididae
Source: the annotation of a GenBank genome assembly